Giardia duodenalis is the source of this 2229-nucleotide messenger RNA. Its product is annotated as 6-phosphogluconolactonase/Glucose-6-phosphate 1-dehydrogenase. Bases 1 to 2229 code for a protein of 742 amino acids. Gene Ontology annotation, molecular function: glucose-6-phosphate dehydrogenase activity; NADP binding. NCBI's taxonomy places the organism in Eukaryota, Fornicata, Diplomonadida, Hexamitidae. Gene Ontology annotation, biological process: glucose metabolic process; pentose-phosphate shunt, oxidative branch. The record is from RefSeq and is a predicted model, not a curated record. The transcript has a single exon.
AUGUUCAAGCCUUCCUGCGUCUUCGUCAUCAUGGGGGCAUCAGGGGAUCUUACUUAUAAGAAGCUUAUCCCUGCCAUCUACAGCCUUGCCUCGGACGGCUACCUUCACAAGGACACUUGCAUCCUUGGCGUUGCACGCUCAGACAUUAAGCUGGACGCCUUUCAUAGUCGUAUUAAGGACGGUAUAGAUAAGUAUUCACGCCAUGGGACAGGCCCUGGGUCUGCUACAAAUCGAGAACCCUGGAGCACCUUUGUGAAGAGACUCAACUACCAUCGCAUAAACAACAUGGAGGCACUGAGUGACUAUAAGGCGCUAGCGGAGAUUGUACUCUGUAAGGAGCCGUAUAAGGACCUUGAGCGCGUUGUCAUUUAUCUUGCCCUCCCGCCUGGCGCUUUCUAUGCCGCAGUCACCAACUUGGGGGAGUCGGGUCUCAAUAACAGGAAGUGUACAAUAGUAGUGGAGAAGCCCCUCGGGUCAGAUCUCCACACAGCCAUGGAACUCGAAAAGUUGCUCCACAGCCAGUUCAAAGAAGACCAGAUAGCCCGCAUUGACCAUUAUCUGGGGAAGAUGCAAGCACUCAAUAUGAUGGGCUUCCGAUUCUCCAACGCGUUUGUUGAGCCAAUCUGGAAUGACAAGUACAUAGAUCGCAUCAUCAUCACUGCCUCUGAGGAGAUAGAUGUUAAUGGGCGGAUCAGCUACUACGACGCCAACGGCAUCAUUAUUGAUAUGGUUCAAUCCCACCUUCUUCAGCUUCUUGCCCUUACGACCAUGGAAGCCCCCAUAGACAUGACCGCAGAUGGCAUACGCAACGAAAAGGUGAAGCUUCUGAAGUCCGUUGACCCCAUUCGUGUCGAGAAUGUCCUGACAGCCCAGUACGACGGGUACCUCAAACACGAGGGCGUUCCGGAGGGCUCUCUUGCUCCAACAGCUGUCUGUCUUAGGGUGUCCAUCAACAAUGCACGCUGGAAAAGGACGCAGUUCAUCAUCCAGACAUGCAAGUGUGGGGCUACGCGCGAGACCCGAAUUGAUGCUGUCAUGCGUCCUUCGGGGUCGCGCAUUCUCAAUACUGUUAGCAUGGUUCCGGAUCCUAACAUUUUCUCGUUCCUCGUGCACCCCACCGAAGGGAUUCAGAUCAGUUUCGAAACCAUGGUGCCAUCAAUAUCUUCUUCCACUCUUGCGUGCGACAACAGUGGAUGCAUCGAACGGGAGCCGGGUCCGUUUUUGACCAAGCCCGUGACGCUGGACUUUGACUACCAGAAGUCGCAUAUCAUCACCCAAUCAGCAUAUGAGCGUCUGCUACAAGAGGCGGUUGCAGGGGAUCUAUCCAACUUUACACGUACUGAUGAGGUAGUUGCCCAGUGGAAGAUCGUAGCAAACAUAUUGGAUAACAGCAGGAACAAGCCCAUCAUAUACGCUAAGGGCCUUCGUCUUCUUCAUCCCAUCUGCCUCGACACUUGGAACUACGGAAAGGAGUACAUACGUCGCUUAGCAUACGGCCAUUGCAGGUUGCGUGUUGCUUGGGAAAUCACUGCCACGGCAAUACUCGCGUGCGAGACCGUCAGUAAUAAGGUCAUUCACUCCGUCGCACUGUGGGCUGAGACCCACACGCUGAAUAAUAGCUUUGACAUAAUUCUCGCCGGUGGCACCACCCCCAAGCAUUGCUAUGAACACAUGAGCCGCCAUCUGAUCAAGCACUUACCACUGGAGGUGCGGAAGCGCAUAUUCAUCUGGCUUUCAGAUGAGCGUGAGGAUACGUGUGCCAGGAACAACGGGAAAAUGAUCAAGGAGUGCUUUAAGGACAGCGGAGUUGUUAUCAAUGAAAUCUAUGAUGGAAGCAAGAGCUUUGAGACCAGCAUCCGAGAGUACUCAAAGAAACUCGAAGGAGUAGAGGUCUUUAGGGCAGCAAUUCUGGGGAUAGGCACAGAUGGCCACAUAUGCUCACUCUUCCCAGGUUGUCUUCCCACUCUCACCAGCAGAGAAGAUCAGUGCAUCAUGGUUGAAGUCCCUCAGCUGGGAGAGCGGCGAGCAACCAUCACUCCUCUGGUCAUACAAAGAAUUGCAGACGUUAUCAUCCUUGCCACUGGAGAAGAUAAGACCACAGCAUUGACUCGACUUGCCUACGCGCCUUUCCAGCCGGCCUUCAUUCCUGCACAGUUGGCCACUGCACAGUCUAGCACAACUGUGGUCUGUGAUCACACCGCGCGUUCAUCUAGGCCAGUGUUCAAUUAA